Molecule: messenger RNA, 9819 nt
Organism: Manis pentadactyla (Chinese pangolin)
Lineage: Eukaryota; Metazoa; Chordata; Mammalia; Pholidota; Manidae
Gene: TACC2
Product: transforming acidic coiled-coil containing protein 2
Exons: 25
Coding region: 367-9345 (2992 amino acids)
Biological process (GO): cell population proliferation; mitotic spindle organization; cerebral cortex development
Cellular component (GO): cytoplasm
Source: RefSeq, a predicted model, not a curated record
AGGAGCCCCACUAAUGUGACAACAGGGGAAAUCCUCUAUGUGAAAGGCCCUGGACGCAAUGCGCCCGGAAAUGCUGAUUCCACGUUUGUGUAAUCACGGCUGGCUCUGCACGGCCGCAGCCCAGGUAUGAGGUGCAGCUGGUUUGUGUCAGAGUCAAGGGUGGAGACAGGCUGUUUGCCCAGCUGGUUGAGGUGGCUCAGGCUCAGCUCAGACCUCACCUGCUUCUGAAUGGAGGAGGAGGCCGUCCAGCUGCUGAAAGGCAGACUUUCCGUGGGCCCGCAGCCUUCAGAGUCACAGCCCUUCCCCAGCUCGCCUCUGAUAAAAUCCUGAGGGACACUGGGCGCUCUGACGCGACACUGAGUAGCCAUGGGCAACGAGAACAGCACCUCAGAUAACCAGCAACAGGACUCUGGGCUGCAUAACGUCAUCCUGUGGCCUCCGCACGCUGGACUUCCGCAGAGAACUUCAUCAGCUCAGAGUCCAGAAUCUGUGCAACCAUCUGGGAAUAGUCAGAAUAUCAGAAGAAAGCCGGAGGACAAGUCUGGAAGCUCUGGCCAUGAAGACGUGCCCAGCUGUGGGCGUGGAGGCUCCUGCUCCGCUUCUGAGAGGACUGCCAGCCAGGAUCCGUGCAUCGUGUGCCCAGAGGUGACUGAGCCAAGGAAGUGCCCCCAGGAAGCCAGGGGUCCAGAAAGCUCUCCACUGCCCAGCCCUCCCUCCCCCUGGGAGCAGGAGUGCUGCUCAGCUGCCAUGCCCUUUGCUGAGGGCUCCCCAGAAGGGUGCUUGGAAAGCCCGGAAGAAGCACCUGAAGGUUGGCCCCUCGUUCAACAUCCCAGGAGGGAACCUUCCCCCAAAGCCCUAGGGGUGGCCCUGGCAGCCUUUGUCCCUGAGGAGGACAGCUCUGCUCGGGGCAGUAUGGCCACCAUUGUCCCUAGUGCCGGAAGAGAGGGAGGCGUGAAGGAAGAAGUUGAUAAAGUGGCUUCCUCCAGUCACCUUGACCAGCGGCCGGGAAUGCCACCAGCACCUCUGAAAGAGCAGCCGUGUGUGGAGGUCAGCCAGCCAGGUGGUUUCGGGUCACCAGGGAAGGAGGCUGCAGGUGGCUUUCCCCCCACAGAGUCUGGGCAGGUGGUGGUCCCCAAGGCCCCUGCUGCAGCCCACCCAGGCAAGGAGAGCUCAGCUGGCCUGGAGGAGUCCCCCCAAAAACCCGAGACCCCAACCCCACAAGAUCCAGCCCCAAGAGCCUCAGACAGAGAAAAAUGCCAAGUGGAGGUGAUGCCUCAAGACUUGGCUGAUGACUCAGUUUUCCUCAAGUCCUGUGGUUCUACUAGGAACAAAUCAGGGGCUUCCCAAGAAGAGGACAUAAAUGCAGCAUCCCAGGAAAUCUGCCAGCAGCAAAUGGGAGCACAUCUACCCUGCACAGAGCUGCCCUGGGGGUCACUGAAUCCUGCCCUGGCGCCAGGGGCUGGAGGCUCUUGGAAGGAGACUCUAGAUGCCAGUGAUGCUCAGCAUUCCUCGCAGACAAGAGGGCGGGGAGCCCAACCCGGUAAUGCUGUCUGUGCACUACCAGGUGACCAGCCCAAAGGGGUUCUGCUCAUGAGUGCUGAGCAGUCCCCACAUGUACCAGCAGAGGAAGCGCAUCCAGCUCCAAACCUCAGUCCACAGCCAGCUGCUUGGGCCUCUGCGGCUGCAGCAAAUCCCAGCUGGCUGGCCAAGGAGAUGCUUUACAGGGCUGAGAUGCCAGUUCUUAGAGUUCCAGCUGAAGAGCUGGCAGGUGCUGAGUUGGGGGGACAGGAGAAGUGUGCAUCAGAUCUUGGAAGAGCGGGAGUGCAUCCAGAAGGGAUCCCCGGAGAGGCUCCUCCCCCUUUGCCCCAGGAGGAGAGGGGAGAGCUCUCCAUUAAGGAGCAAGGCCACCAAGUCCAACAAGGGGUGCGGCCCCCUCCUCUCCCCAGGACAUCAGAUGAAAGUGCCCUGGGACCAGAGCGUGAAGCCAAGGCCCCCCAAAGCCCAGCUGUGGCCAGUGAGGAAAGUGGACUACCAGAGGCCAGCCCUAGAGGACAGGAAGAAGCCCCAGAGCCGCCCAAUGUGAAUCCUGAAAACCCACAGGGAGAGCAACCCCAGGCCCUUGGCUGUAGGGCUGACCCAGAGGUGGAGAAAGAUGAGAUUUCAAAGCUGAACGGCACUGUGGAGAGCCAAGUCCUUCCCAGCACAGACUCAGCACAGCCACUCUGUGAGGAGGGUCCCCAGCCCACAGGCAGGCCGGGCUCUGUAUCAGAAGGCACAGCUUGGAGCUCAGUGGCCCAUGCAUCUGACUCACUGCUCAGGCUCCAUGAGAAGGGUCACAUCCUGACCCUGGGACUGGACGGAGCUGGUGAGCACGUUCUUCCCAAAGGAGCUGGCUGGGAGGGGCCCAGAUUGCAGACCAAAUGUCCGCACACCCUCCAGGAUCUGGGGGGAUUGGGAAUAAUGGACUGUCUUCCUGCUUUGGAAUCUGGGAAAUCAGAUUUCCUGUCAACUCCUGCUGCAGAGGUUGUCCCUAAAGCCCAGGAGGUGGAGUGCAGAUCUGAAAUAAAGGCCAUGAGCCACCCAUCUGCGUGGACACCCGACAACUGUGAGGAGGCGGGCUUGCCGACAUCCCCAGACGGGUCUUGUGGGCUGGGCCACGAUGCAGCUGGACAGGAAGCCCGGGCUGAUGGGCCACAGCCCCCUGAAGGGGAGGACUUGGCAAUGGACAGCGGGCUCACGUCGCUCAGUCUGGAGCACAGUCAGCAAGGAAUCCCGUGCUUCCCAGGGGACAGCUGCAUACGAGCAGCUGCACCUGAGAGGCCUUCAGUACCUUCUGAGAAUCAUCUCCAGCCAUCCCAGUCGGACCCAGAUGCACCCAUCUUUGAUACGCUCAGGGAGAAGACCCGAGGGUGUAAAAAUGGGGAAGAGACUUAUCCAGGUGAUCCAGGUUUGAAGAAGCUGGGCACAGAUUCUUCCCAAAUCCACGUACCUGUGACACCUCAGGAGGAUGCGUGCUUGCCCACUUGUGGAGAAAAGGAGCAGGCUUCCAGAUCAGAGCUUCAAAGGGAGCACCCCAAAGGCAGUCUGUCUGAUGCUACACGUUCGGCUGCCAGGGACUCAGUUCUGGAGAGCCCCGCGACAGAGCAGUCGGAGUUGUCAGCACCAGUAAGCCCAGAGCUGCCUGCCCUAGGGGAGAAUGGGCAAGAGGGAGCACGCAGUGACCGCCGGCCCUCCGGGGUCGGGCCUCCUGCAGCAGACACCUCCGAAGACUCCUCUCUUGCAGGUAACUUGAACAGAAAGGAAAACUGCUGUGCUGGGCAAGGGCCGAGCAAGUCCCGACAAGAGCUGGUGGAUGCGCUGGAAGUCAGCAGCCAGCAUGAAGAAGCAUGUCCCGGUGAUGCAGGAGCUUCUGAAGCCGCUGACGCUCGGCGCCUGCUCGAGGGCUUGAGUAAAACAGGGAAGACAAGUGAGAACACAGUGGGGACCCCGCCUCGGCAGCCUGAGCCCGUGGCUCUCCUGGAUGCAGCUCACUGCCCGCCAGUCCCAGCGCCCGCCAGCCCCAGCGUCACAACCACCCAGGAUGCCCCAGAGAGAGAGUCAGGUGCUGAAACCCAGGGAGGCAGGCAGCGGCCAGUGCUGGCCCCACGGAAGGAAGUGGAGCAGCCCGCCGCCUCGGACGCAGAGGCCCGAGAGCUUCUUGGAAGUUUCCCAUCCGCCCCGGAGCAAGGCAGAGCUGCUGAGACCAGUGGGGACGCUGGCAGAGGGGACCUGGGGAUGCAGUCAGCUCCAGAGGAGGCAGGCGAAGCUGCUUUGAAUGCUGGAUUCCUUAAUACUGGGCAGUGCCCCUCCCCUGGGGAGGAAACUUCUACCUCUGCCCCAGGUGAGCCCUGCCAAGCUGAGCAGCCUUCGGCCAGCCGCCAGGAUGCCUUGCCACCAGCCGGAGAGCUGGGUGGGAUUCCCAGAAGCAUGGCAGAGAUUUCUGAAGCCCAGGCCGUCUCCAACGCAAAGAGGCUCUUGCCGUCUGGGCCACCAGAAGAGGCCGCUUCUGAUACUCCUUACCUGCAUGUGGAGGUUGCUCCCAGGAAAGGGGCAGAAGACAGAGGAGAGAAAGCUCUCUCCUCCCAAGGGCCCAGACCUCCUGGAGAAAGCACUUCUCCCAUAGGGGCGCCUCUGCUUGCCCUGGAAAAUGCCACCUCCACGAAGCUGUCUUUGGGCCUCCCUGCCUCCCUCCCGCAACCAGCAGCUACAGGUAGGGAAAUCACUGGGGCACAAGCCAGCGGUGGAAGCUCCAAAGCUGGCACCUUUGAGGGACCUGUGGACUCCAUGCCCUACCUGGACAGGAUGCCACUUCUGACCAAGGGUGAGCACAGGCUAGUGGAGGAGAAAGCAGCAGGUGCCAAACCCUAUGAGAUUCCAGCACCCCCUGCCUGUGAGGAGGGCAUGGCGGGUGAGACAGCAAAGGGGACAGAGAGCAUUGGGGAGAGGACAGUAGAACCCCCCGAGGAUCUGAGCAGAGGCGCGUCAGGUGGUCUGCAUGCAGGCUCCAAGCAGGCUAGCACAGUCAGUGGCUUCCCUGACUUCAGGGAGCACAUCACCAAGAUCUUUGAGAAGGCUGGGCUCAGAGCCCUGACUGCCGAUCGGUCCCAGGGUGCACCAGGAGAAAAGGCAAGAGCUGGGAGCAGUGUGAGGGACAAGGACCUCAUUGUGCCAAGCCCAGAGAAGCUUCUAGAUGGGACUCGGGGUGUGGCCAUUGCCCCUCUCCCCACACCUCCUCUUGGACUCUGGGUGAACUCAGAGGAGAAGAAGCAAGAGUUGGCUGGAGAGGCUGAGAUUUCCUGUGUGGGUCCCCAGGCUCCAGUUCCAGAGAAGCUGCCCGGUCAGGUGGGGCCGGUCACCAAGCAAAGCCUGCCCAGCACCAGUGUGGGAAAGGAAAUGACUGGUGUAGCCCAGACGGUGCAGGAAUGUGAGAAGCCAGAGGGGGCUGGAGGUGCUGGGCCAGGACUUGGGGGUCAGGCCCACUCACAGCAGGGCGGGGGCUGUCAGGGAUUCGCUUCAGGUCUGUCUUCACAGGUGCCUCCCCAGAGCCCCAGGGAAGGGGCCUCACUCCAAGGCGACAGAGUUCCUCCUGGAAAAGAGCAGCAGGAAACAUUCACCCUCAAUGGACAACCUGGAGAAGAUGGAGCCUGGGGCUUUGCUCACACCGAGGCCCUGGGUGACGUGUCAGGGUCCACCUCUGCCCUGGGAACAUCUUCUCCCCUUGGGGAUGUUCCAAUUGUGGCUGAGGCCAUCAGUGAGCCCUGGACCCCUGACACACUUGGGGGUGAGAAGAGGCAUGGAGGUGCUGCCUGGAUCUCAGACAUGCCAAAUGCUCGGGGCGGCCAGAGUGCCCCUGAGCCACAGGCCGGAGCAGUGGCGGACGCUCCCCUGCAGCCCAGCCCAGCGGCAGGAGCUGCUGGAGAAGCAGAGGGUGACGUCACUUUGAGUACAGCUGAGACCAGGGCACAUGUGUCUGGUGACCUGCCUGAGACGGGUACUACAAGGAUGUUGUCUGGCAUGGCUUGGCCCUCGGCACUGCCAGGGAGCAGUGGGGUGCCAGGCUGCUCUGAGGGGGCUCCGAGGAUGGAGGAUGAGGCUCCCAGGCAUGGGGACAGCUUGGCCGGGCUCCAGCAAGCGGAGAAGCAGCACAAGCCUGAGCUCCCAGGUCCUGCUGGGAACAGGAAGGUGGCAGUGUCCUCACCUCCAGAACCUGAUGAAACCCGGGACCUGGAGCUGCACAGCCUGGCUCCAGAAGCACCCCGUGAUGAAAGGUAUUUACAAGGAAAAAGCCCAGGAUCUGGCCCAUGCACCUUGCCUUCAGUUCCUGAGAAGGAUGCUCCAAACGUCACAGGCAAUGUCAUUUCAGAUGAAGCCAGAGCUGUGGGAGAUGCAGAAAGGUCAGUGAAAAGUUCAUCUACAGCAGAUGGUGUCAUCCAGCCAGUGGUCCUUGGAGACCUGGAAAACCCACCCUUAGCUGCCUCUUCCCACCACGGUGAUGUCAUCAGCCAGGUGUCCACGGAUCUGACAGCCCGGAGCAUCUCCCCAGCUGCCGCCCAUGUGGAUCUUGUUCUCCCGGCCUCAGAACAUGAGUCUUUGCCUUUUGCCCCAGAUGGUGAUGGAGUAGAAGCUUCCGCUCCCAACUUCCAGAGUCUGACCGAGGAUGUAAGCAGGAGUUCUGAUUCUGAAGAAGCAUUUGAGACCCCGGAGUCAACGACCCCUGUCAAAGCUCCACCAGCUCCCCCACCCCCACCCCCCGAAGUCGUUCCAGAGCCUGAGAUCAGCACACAGCCUCCCCUGGAAGAACCAGGAUGUGCUACUGAAAGUGUCUGUGUCCCUGAUGGCCCGCGUAGCAGCUCGGUGGAAGGAAGUCCUUUCCAUCCUCCCUCACACUCCUCCUCUGCCGUCUUCGAUGAAGACAAGCCUAUAGCCAGCAGUGGAACUUACAACUUAGACUUUGACAACAUCGAGCUGGUCGAUGAUUUUCAGGCCUCAGAGCCUCGCUCCUCAGACUCUAAGAGUCAGGACUGCAAAGUGAACGCACGGAGGAAGUCCACGGAUUCUGUCCCCCCCUCCAAGUCCACGUUAUCCCGAUCUCUCAGCCUGCAAGCCAGUGACUUUGAUGGUGCCUCUUGCACAGGCGGCACUGAGGCCGGGGUUCCGGCCCCAGAUGCAUACAGCUCAGGCUCAGGCAGCGCUGCCAGUACCCUUAAGCGAACUAAAAAACCCAGGCCACCUUCCUUAAAAAAGAAACAGACCACCAAGAAACCCAGCGAAACCCCCCCAGUAAAAGAGACACAACCAGAGCCGGCUGGAGAGAGCCCUGUCCCCAGCGAGGAGAAUCAAGUGGCCGAGACAAAAACAGAAUCCACCAAGACGGAAAGUUCUGGACCAGCCUUAUCAGAGGAGGCGCCCCUAGAACCGACCGCAGUGCCCAAGGCUGCCUACCCCCCGGACUCAGAGAGUGCAGAAGCGGCCGUUCCCCCAGCUUCUGGAGGUGGCAGAGUGCAGAACUCACCCCCCAGUGGCAGGAAAGCAUUGCCUCUUGCCACGGCCCCGGAGGCAGUGGAGGUGACCCCACUGGAAAGUGGGGGACAAGAGGACUCCCCAGCCAAAGGGCUCCCAGUGAGGCUAGAGUUUGACUACUCUGAGGACAAGGGGAGUUGGGACACCCAGCAGGAAAACCCCCCUCCUACUAAAAAGAUAGGCAAAAAGCCGGUUGCCAAAAUGCCCCUAAGGAGGCCAAAGAUGAAAAAAACACCCGAGAAACUUGACAACAGCCCUGCCUCGCCUACCAGAUCCCCUGCUGAACCCAAUGACAUCCCUAUUGCAAAAGGUACCUACACCUUUGAUAUAGACAAGUGGGAUGACCCCAAUUUUAACCCUUUUUCUUCCACCUCAAAAAUGCAGGAGUCUCCCAAACUGCCCCAACAGUCAUACACCUUUGGCCCCGACACCUGUGAUGAGUCCAUUGACCCCUUUAAGACGUCCUCUAAGACCCCCAGCUCACCUUCUAAAUCCCCAGCCUCCUUUGAGAUCCCAGCCAGUGCCAUCGAAGCCAAUGGAGUAGACGGGGAUGGGCUAAACAAGCCUGCCAAGAAGAAGAAGACGCCCCUAAAGACGAUGGUUGAAGAUGUGAUGUCUGUCUGUUCUCUGUUUGACACAUUUAGGGUGAAAAAGUCGCCAAAACGGUCUCCUCUCUCUGAUCCACCUUCUCAGGACCCCACUCCGGCGGUCACACCAGAAGCGCCACCUGUGAUCUCCACGGUGGUCCACGCAACCGACGAGGAGAAGCUGGCAGUCACCAGCCAGAAGUGGACGUGCAUGACGGUGGAUUUGGAGGCCGACAAGCAGGACUACCCGCAGCCCUCGGACCUGUCCACCUUUGUGAACGAGACCAAAUUCAAUUCACCCACGGAGGGUAAGCAACUCGGCCAGCCGGACCCCCACCCUGCCUCGGAGACUACUGCCCCUAGGGAGCAAAAGGCCAGGAAAGAAACUUCUAAGCCAGACUUGGGUUACAGAAACUCCUAUGAAAUUGAAUAUAUGGAGAAAAUCGGCUCCUCUUUACCUCAGGACGAUGACGCCCCGAAGAAGCAGGCCUUGUACCUUAUGUUUGACACUUCUCAGGAGAGCCCGGGCCAGUCUUCCCCCGUCCGGAUGUCGGAGUCCCCCACGCCGUGUUCAGGGUCAAGUUUCGAGGAGACAGAAGCCCUUGUGAACACUGGGGCAAAGAUCCAGCAUCCAGUCUCACGAGGGCUGGCCCCCAACCAGGAGCCACACUUGCAGGUGCCAGAGAAAUCCUCCCAGAAAGAGCUGGAGGCCAUGGCCUUGGGCACCGCCUCAGAUGCCAUUGAGAUUACAGCUCCUGAGGGCUCCUUUGCCUCUGCUGACGCCCUCCUCAGCAGGCUAGCUCAUCCAGCCUCUCUGUGUGGUGCACUUGACUAUCUGGAACCCGACUUAGCUGAAAAGAACCCCCCAGUAUUUGCUCAGAAACUUCAGGAGGAGUUAGAAUUUGCCAUCAUGCGGAUAGAAGCCUUGAAGCUGGCCAGGCAGAUUGCCCUGGCUUCCCGUAUCCGCCAGGACACCAAGAGAGAAGCUGCUCACCCAACAGAUGUCUCCAUUUCCAAAACAGCCUUGUACUCCCGCAUCGGGACUGCCGAGGUGGAGACACCCGCAGGCCUUCUGUUCCAGCAGCCCGACUUGGACGCCACACUCCAGAUGGCCAGAGCAGAGAUCAUAACCAAGGAGAGGGAGGUCUCGGAGUGGAAGGAUAAAUAUGAAGAAAGCAGGCGGGAAGUGAUGGAAAUGAGGAAAAUAGUGGCCGAGUAUGAGAAGACCAUCGCUCAGAUGAUAGAGGAUGAACAGAGGGAGAAGUCCGUCUCCCACCAAACGGUCCAGCAGCUGGUCCUGGAGAAGGAGCAAGCCCUGGCCGACCUGAACUCCGUGGAGAAAUCUCUGGCUGAUCUCUUCAGGAGAUAUGAGAAGAUGAAAGAGGUCCUCGAGGGCUUCCGCAAGAAUGAAGAGGUGCUGAAGAAAUGUGCCCAGGAGUACCUGUCCCGAGUGAAGAAGGAGGAGCAGAGGUACCAGGCCCUGAAGGUGCACGCGGAGGAGAAGUUGGACAGGGCCAACGCCGAGAUCGCCCAGGUCCGAGGCAAGGCCCAGCAGGAGCAGGCUGCCUACCAGGCCAGCCUGAGGAAGGAGCAGCUGCGAGUGGAUGCUCUGGAAAGAACGCUGGAGCAGAAGAAUAAAGAGAUAGAAGAGCUCACCAAGAUUUGUGAUGAACUGAUUGCCAAAAUGGGGAAAAGCUAACUUUGAACCAAACGUUUGGACUUGACCAUUGCGUGCAAUAUGACCGUCGGCACACUGCUGUCCCUCCCGUUCUGUGGACAGGUUCUGUUCUCACUUUUUCGUAUGCACUACUGUAUUUCCUUUCUAAAUAAGGUUGAUUUGAUUGUUUGCAGUCCUAAGAAGACUAUCAGAAUUUGCAUUUUCCUAGUAUAAUUCAUAGCAAGUUGACCUCAGAGUUCCUGUAUCAGGGAGAUUGUCUGAUUCUCUAAUAAAAGACAAAUUGCUGACCUUGCCUUGCCCUUUGUACAUGAGUUCCCAGGGUGAGCGGCUUUUGAUUGAAUAUAAACAUGGACAGCUUGCACAGGGACUCUUGCCUUAAGGAGGGUAAACUUGAUCUGCAUUUGCUGAUUUGUUUAAAAAAGAAAAAAAAAAAAGAAAAUGCAUGUUUCAAAUAAAAUUCUCUAUUGUAAAUAAAUUUUUUUUCUUUGGAUCUUG